Molecule: messenger RNA, 557 nt
Organism: Scaptodrosophila lebanonensis
Lineage: Eukaryota; Metazoa; Arthropoda; Insecta; Diptera; Drosophilidae
Product: putative RNA polymerase II subunit B1 CTD phosphatase RPAP2 homolog
Exons: 4
Coding region: 44-478 (144 amino acids)
Cellular component (GO): cytoplasm; nucleus
Molecular function (GO): RNA polymerase II CTD heptapeptide repeat phosphatase activity; RNA polymerase core enzyme binding
Source: RefSeq, a predicted model, not a curated record
UCAACAAUUGUUUUCCUACGGUUAAAUAAAACAUGUCUUUGAAAUGACUACUCCAACCAACGGAGGUUUGCGCGAUCAGCUGAUAGCCGCAGUGCUAAAGAAACGCGCUGCCAUUGCCAGAGCGCAACAAAUCGUGGUGUCACUUCUGGAACCCGGCAUAAGCGAUGAGACGUUUCUGGAUGUGCUUUCGGAGAUCGGACCGCACAAUUACGCAGACGUUAUAGAUGAACGGCACGUUUAUAAGCUCUGCGGCUAUCCGCUUUGUUCAACAGUUUUGGAAAAAAUACCUGCCCAAAAGUACCAGAUCUGCGCAAUUCGCAAUAAAGUGUACGACCUGACGGAACGCAAAAAGUAUUGCUCUGGCUACUGCUUCAGGGCAUCCGAAUAUAUUAAGACUCAGAUACCCAGCACUCCGCUGUGGCUACGAGACGAGGAGCCAAAGCCGAAUUUUAAGCUGCUGCCGCUCGACAAAAAAUAAUUAGCUUUACAUUCAUGUAUAUUCCAAUGCCAAAAUUAAGUUAUAUAAAUGGAGCAUCCGUUUGUGUUUUUACAAUGCA